Messenger RNA from Nestor notabilis (Kea), 237 nucleotides. Its product is annotated as lipoma HMGIC fusion partner-like 3 protein. Gene Ontology annotation, cellular component: plasma membrane. Lineage: Eukaryota; Metazoa; Chordata; Aves; Psittaciformes; Psittacidae. Gene Ontology annotation, biological process: sensory perception of sound. The transcript has a single exon. The annotation marks the transcript as partial. The record is from RefSeq and is a predicted model, not a curated record.
CUGCCUGUCUCGUCCUGGGUUGUAUGAUUUUUCCUGAUGGAUGGGAUUCAGAUGAGGUAAAACGGAUGUGUGGUGAAAAGACAGACAAGUACACGCUGGGGGCUUGUUCAGUCCGCUGGGCAUAUAUCCUGGCAAUUAUUGGAAUCUUGGAUGCCCUGAUCCUCUCAUUUCUGGCAUUUGUGCUUGGCAACAGACAAGACAGCUUGCUAGCAGAGGAGCUCAAGUUGGAAAACAAAG